Messenger RNA from Chanos chanos (milkfish), 1561 nucleotides. RefSeq names its product zgc:103559. Gene Ontology annotation, molecular function: cobalt ion binding; allantoinase activity; zinc ion binding. Gene Ontology annotation, cellular component: cytoplasm. The record is from RefSeq and is a predicted model, not a curated record. Lineage: Eukaryota; Metazoa; Chordata; Actinopteri; Gonorynchiformes; Chanidae. The transcript has 11 exons. Gene Ontology annotation, biological process: allantoin catabolic process; purine nucleobase catabolic process. The coding region runs from base 54 to 1439 and encodes 461 amino acids.
UACAAAACCACAACGCUGAUAUACAGAGCCUCAUAAAGACCAUAGGAAGCCUUAUGAUGGAGCCUGGGUCUGCAGUGAGUGCUGUGAGGAGCCAGAGGGUUCUGUAUGGUAAAGAGGUCAGGCCUGCUCUCAUCAUCAUCAAGGACGGGAAGAUCCACAACAUUCUGCCUGAUCCUGGUGAUACUCUUUACACUGCUGGAGAGGUGCUGGAUGUGGGGAACAGUUUGGUGAUGCCGGGUAUAGUUGACUGUCACGUGCAUGUAAACGAGCCUGGUCGCACCACCUGGGAGGGGUACUGGACGGCCACGCGGGCCGCAGCUGCUGGUGGGGUGACCACCAUUGUUGAUAUGCCCCUCAACAGUAUCCCACCAACCACCACUCUUAGCAACUUCCAUGAGAAGCUGCAAGCAGCAACGGGUCAGUGUUUUGUGGAUACAGCAUUCUGGGGUGGGGUUGUCCCUGGCAACCAGAUGGAGUUGCGGCCUAUGGUCCAGGCUGGUGUCGCUGGGUUUAAAUGUUUUCUCAUUCACAGUGGAGUGGAUGAGUUCCCUCACGUGACUGACAAUGACUUACACACAGCCAUGAAACAGCUCCAGAAUACUGGAAGUGUCCUACUGUUUCAUGCAGAGAGGGAGAUUCAACAGCCAGUGGCAGAAGAUGGAGAUCCCUCUGAAUACUCCACCUUUCUGAGGUCCAGGCCGGACAUCAUGGAGUUAGAGGCCAUCCGUACUGUCGCUGAGCUCUGCCUACAGUACCAGGUACGAUGCCACAUCGUACACCUCUCCUCUGCCCAGCCGCUGCAGAUCAUCCGGGCUGCACGUCAAGCAGGCGCCCCCCUCACCGUGGAGACCACCCAUCACUACCUGAGCCUCUCUGCAGAGGACAUUCCUAUCGGGGCCACUCAGUUUAAGUGUUGCCCACCGAUACGAGGCAUGGCCAACCAGGAGCAGCUGUGGUCUGCAGUGAAAGCUGGUGACAUUGACAUGGUCGUGUCAGAUCAUUCACCCUGCACACCUGAUCUCAAACGUUUGGACAGCGGAGACUUCAUUCAAGCUUGGGGCGGGAUAUCCUCCCUUCAGUUUGGUUUGUCACUGUUUUGGACCUCUGCAUCUAAAAGGGGCUUCACGUUGGCUGACGUGGUGAGACUCUUGUGCAAAGAGCCUGCCCAACUCUGUCGCCUUGACAACCAGAAAGGGAACCUCUCUCCAGGGUAUGAUGCUGACUUAGUCAUCUGGGAUCCAGAGAAAGAGUUCAAGGUGAAAGAAGAAAACAUACAUCAUAAAAAUAAACUCACACCCUACCUGGGGCUGACCCUGCGUGGGGAGGUGCAGGCAACUAUAGUCAGAGGAAGAGUAGUGUACACCUCUGGCUCCUUUAGCCCUCAGCCUCUGGGCAAACACCUCCUUGUUAACCAUGCCAAGACCCAUGCUGCACUAUGAAGCCUAACAAUACCUGAAUGAUAUUGUUAUAAUGCUUCAAUACCACUGCGCAUGUAACUGAUUAAACUGUAAUUAUAAUGUCAAAUGUGACAAUAUUAAACAAUAAAACUAGACAUAGAAGA